Molecule: messenger RNA, 393 nt
Organism: Sphaeroforma arctica JP610
Lineage: Eukaryota; Ichthyosporea; Ichthyophonida
Exons: 1
Coding region: 1-393 (130 amino acids)
Source: RefSeq, a predicted model, not a curated record
AUGACGGGAGAGAAAGUGUUUGUGAACACUACUCAUGAGAGCGUGUACAAGUGGUCCCAAACUUUGCAUGCACUAACUGGACAGCGAGAUCAUGUUACAUCAGGACUCUUGCCGGCUGGUGAGUGCGCGAAGAAAAGGGAUAUCAUUUUGCAUGAAUUUCUCUCUCCUGAAGUGAGUCGAGCGGUCCAUAGCAUGUUACCUGAAGAUGUGAGAUCUCCGGUGUGGUCUAUGGCUGCUCUGGCAAGUUAUGCUAAGUCUCUACAACCUCUGCUGAAUAUCUUGGACAGCACGAUCAAGUCACUCAGUGAAGAGUUGAAGUUGGAUCGAGAAUUACGGUUGCAAUAUUUUGAAGAAUAUGGUAAUCUUGCCUAUGAAGCAUUGCUAGCAAAAUAA